AUGUGCAAGAAGCUCACAGACCAAGGCCUAUCUGUCAAGGUCAUUGAAGCUGCACCUGAUAUGGGAGGGACAUGGUAUUGGAAUCGUUAUCCUGGUGCAUUGUCCGACACACGAUCUUAUUUCUACCGAUACUCGUGGGACCUUGAGGAUCUCCGCGAAUAUCCUUGGAAACGAGAGUUUCUGAAGCAGCCCGAGAUAUUGGCUUACUUGAGGCAUGUUGUCGACAGGCAUGAUCUACGAAAAUAUAUGCAAUCUAAAACGCAAGUGCAAAGAGCUAUUUAUGAUGACGUUGAUAACUUGUUGACUGUUUCGCUAUCAGCCGGCCCUCGGUUAACAGCCCGAUAUAUUGUGACGGCUGUGGGACUGCUAUCUAAAAUCAAUUACCCUGGUAUCCCCGGGCUCAAGACAUUUGAAGGCGAGAUGUAUCACACUGGGAAUCGGCCCGCCUCCUAUGAUUUCACAGGAAAGCGCGUCGGAGUAAUUGGAAACGGAUCCACAGGUGUUCAGUUGGUCACUGCAUUGGCCGAUCAAAAUGUCAAGCAACUACUCUCCUUUCAGCGUCACCCACAGUAUGUCGUUCCAGCAGGUGAUGCGGAGGAGCAGGUAUGGGGCGAGGUAAGGAACAGCGUCCUUGGCUUUGGCUUCGAAGAAAGCUCCAAGCCCACAUUCAGUGUUAGCGAGGAAGAGCGCGAAAGAAUCUUUGAAGAUGCCUGGGCGAAAGAUGAGGAAGCAAACAAGGCUGCUGCGGAGUUCAUCUGCCGAAAGAUUCGUCAAAUGUUCAAUCGUCCGAAUGUGGAUGUCGUCAAUAUUGGGACCAACCCUAUCACCCGAUUAUUAAACAAAGGAAUACGGACAGCCGACGGAUCAGAAUACGAGCUGGAUAUCCUCAUUAUCGCAACAGGCUUUGACGCGGUAGAUGGAAAUUACAAGCGGAUGCAUAUCCAAGGUGUCCUGGGAAAGACUCUUAAGGAUCGGUGGAAGCAGGAGCCCAGCUCUUUCCUAGGAACCUGCAUACCUGGAUUCCCGAUUCUCUUCACCGUUCUCGGCCCAAACGGUCCGUUUACCAAUAUACCGCGCUUGUUUGAGAUUCAGGUGGAGUUCAUCUCCGACAUGAUCUCCCACGCGAGAAAGGUGGCGGCAGCUAAAUCAGCAGUAAAUGGUUCAUGUGUGGAGGUUGACACCACAGAAUUACAAGCAUGGAUGCGACAAUGCGAUGAGGCAAGCGCCAACAGCCUGUUUCGGAAAACGCCCUCCUGGAUCUUUGGGGCGAAUGUAGCUGGGAAAAGGCCUUCCGUGUUGUUUUACUUUGGGGGGCUAGCGACGUACAGGUAG
Messenger RNA from Aspergillus eucalypticola CBS 122712, 1332 nucleotides. Its product is annotated as flavin-containing monooxygenase. The transcript is spliced from 5 exons. Gene Ontology annotation, molecular function: NADP binding; flavin adenine dinucleotide binding; N,N-dimethylaniline monooxygenase activity. Lineage: Eukaryota; Fungi; Ascomycota; Eurotiomycetes; Eurotiales; Aspergillaceae. Bases 1 to 1332 code for a protein of 443 amino acids. The record is from RefSeq and is a predicted model, not a curated record.